AUGAUUAUUUUUUCCAUAUUAAUACUCAAAGGAAAAUUAAUCUAAUAUUUAGAUCCUACUUCACAUUUUGGAGAUUCUGUAAAUUUAUUUUCUUUAAUAGAAAAAGUUUUAUAUUUUACUACCAAUUAUUUUCAUUAUAUUUAUCCUUCAUAAUUAACUCAAUUUUGCACAGAAAUAGAUAUUUCUAAUACAGAAUUAUUUUAGAUGCUUAAAUAACUUUUGUGA
Paramecium sonneborni is the source of this 225-nucleotide messenger RNA. NCBI's taxonomy places the organism in Eukaryota, Ciliophora, Oligohymenophorea, Peniculida, Parameciidae. The record is from the annotation of a GenBank genome assembly.